AUGCAAGUCUUGCACAUAUAUAUAGAUUAUAUGCAAGUCUUGCACACACACACACACACACACACAUAUAUAUAUGCAAGUCUUGCACAUAUAUAUAUAUGCAAGUCUCUGGCGCCUACAGUUGUAGAUGUUCAGGUCCUGUUACUGAAACGCUGCUCCAUUCAUCUCAGGACUUGCUCCUCCCCACUCCUCCCUCACCCCUAUGCCAAACCUCCACCAUUCAACAGGAGCAAACCCACAGGUGCCCAAGCCUUGCAGGACUUUAACAUCUCCAACUGUAGGUGCCCGAGACUUGCAUAUAGUCUCAGGCACCUACAGUUGGAGAUGUUCAGGUCCUGUUACUGA
Messenger RNA from Podarcis lilfordi (Lilford's wall lizard), 345 nucleotides. The record is from the annotation of a GenBank genome assembly. NCBI's taxonomy places the organism in Eukaryota, Metazoa, Chordata, Lepidosauria, Squamata, Lacertidae.